ACUUGUUGCACGAUGGAAGACUCUGACUCCGAGAAAAAGAUGGAGAAAGAGAAUCUGGGGCCAAGAAUGGAUCCUCCAAUGGGGGAACCGGAGGGAUCGCUUGGGUGGGUGCUGCCAAAUACAGCCAUGAAGAAAAAGGUGCUGUUGAUGGGUAAAAGUGGGUCUGGUAAGACCAGCAUGAGGUCUAUUAUCUUUGCAAAUUAUAUUGCCAGAGACACACGUCGCCUGGGUGCAACAAUACUAGACCGUUUACAUAGUCUUCAAAUUAAUAGCAGUUUGAGCACCUACUCUCUCGUAGACUCUCUUGGAAAUACAAAGACAUUUGAUGUUGAACAUUCUCAUGUUCGAUUUUUGGGAAACCUGGUAUUGAACCUAUGGGACUGUGGUGGGCAAGACACUUUCAUGGAAAAUUAUUUCACUAGCCAGCGGGACAACAUCUUCCGAAAUGUAGAAGUUCUGAUUUAUGUCUUUGAUGUGGAGAGCCGUGAACUGGAAAAGGACAUGCACUAUUACCAAUCAUGUUUGGAAGCCAUUCUGCAGAACUCUCCAGAUGCCAAAAUCUUUUGCUUGGUGCACAAAAUGGAUCUGGUACAGGAGGAUCAACGGGACUUGAUUUUUAAAGAACGAGAAGAAGACCUCAGACGUUUGUCUCGUCCACUGGAAUGUUCUUGUUUCCGAACAUCUAUCUGGGAUGAAACUCUCUAUAAGGCUUGGUCCAGCAUUGUUUAUCAGCUGAUUCCCAAUGUUCAGCAGCUGGAAAUGAACCUAAGGAAUUUUGCUGAAAUUAUCGAGGCUGAUGAAGUGCUUCUGUUUGAGAGAGCUACUUUUCUGGUGAUUUCUCACUAUCAGUGUAAAGAGCAGCGUGAUGCCCACAGAUUUGAGAAAAUCAGCAACAUUAUUAAGCAAUUCAAGCUGAGCUGCAGCAAGCUAGCUGCUUCUUUCCAGAGCAUGGAAGUCAGGAACUCCAACUUUGCUGCUUUCAUUGACAUCUUUACAUCCAACACUUAUGUGAUGGUCGUGAUGUCUGAUCCCUCCAUUCCUUCUGCAGCUACUCUGAUCAACAUCCGAAAUGCCAGGAAACACUUUGAAAAGCUGGAAAGAGUGGAUGGACCAAAGCAGUGUCUUCUUAUGCACUAAACAUUGCCAAAUGUUUUUUCAGGAGAAAAAAAAGUAGAAAUGCUGUUUCUUUAAUUGAUGUUAGUGUUGUUUUCAUAUAUUUAGGUUCUGAAAUGUGAUACUUGCCAUUUCUGUAUUUCUUCCCUUAGAUCCAGUCUUAACAUUUAACCUUGAUGAUAUUUACUCAGAUAGCCUGUGAGGAGUUAGGUGAGCUGUCCAUGGAGUUGGUAUAACAUAAAGUGUUUUGAUAGCAAGGUUCUAAUAGUCUAAGUGUUCCGAAAACCUGAUUCCAGUAGUUACAUAUGCCAAAGCCUUUCCCAGUAUUGUCUUGUAUUUGUUAUCAGAUAAUAACCUACAAGUUUGGAACAUUAAUGUUUUUUCAGCAUGCAUUAAAAAUAUUCCUUAACUUCAAUUGUAAAUAAACUUUUGCUGUUAGGGAUUUCAGUGUCUGUUUUCUUGUCCUUGUUUCAACUCUGCCAUAGAAAAAGCAAACAAAUUUCACAGUUAACUUACGUAAAGGAAACCUGCUGGUUGGGAAAUAGUACAAAAUAAAAUUGAAUUUAGAUGUAAUAUGACAGGAAAUAGGAAACCACAGUAAGCUUUUGAAUAGGGAAGUUAUAUGAAAGCAAUUUUGAAAGAAAAUCAAGCUAGACUAUCUGGGCUGAGUGAUGGUAGUCAGGGAGGCUCUAGUAGUAAUUCAGGCCUGAAGUGUGUUGAAAGCCUAUUCCAGGAUGCAACUGGAGAAGGAAUGAAUAAAAAAUGGAAGGAAAAUAGGUAAGAUUUAUGAAAAGAAAGUCUUUCUUUGAGGUCCAGGAGUAAUCAGUUAAUUUUAUAUAUUCCAUAACACCUAAUGAGAUGUGCCUUUAUUAUGCUAGUCAAGCAGUAUUAAAAUCUUUUUAAAUCUGGUGCUUGUGUUUGACUUCAUCCCCUAAGGAAAAGAUGAAGCAUUAAGAACUGGAAGAAAUGGAGCUUGACAACACUAACCAGAAUUACUCAAAGCCCUAACAUUUCUAGUUUCCAUACAUAGGAUAACAACAUAAAAACAUUUAGGGAAUCUACAGCACAGUAAAACAAAACAAAACAAAAAACCCACCGUUGUCAAGUUGAUUCCGACUCAUAGUGACCCAUCUAAUUUUGCUCGUCUCAAUGUCAUAAAGAAACUUUAUCCAAACCACCAGUCCCUCACCUUUCCCUACCUUAUUUUAUUAUCCCCAGUUGAGGCGUAAACAAAGUUUGUUUUCAUUGAGCAGCAAAGAACAUGAAUUUUGGGUAGCCCAAUGUAUAUAUGUAGAUUAAAAAUCUCAAGUCUUAACCUCACAAGAGUAAUUUCAUUAACCUAAAAACCAAAAUCAAACCCAUUGCUGUCGAGUUGAUUCCAAUUCAUAGUAACCCUAUAGGACAGAGUAGAACUGCCCCAUAGGGUUUCGAAGGAGCACCUGGUGGAUGUGAACUGCUCACCUUUUGAUUAGCAGCCAUAAUUCUUCUGUAGAAGGAGAGUUUUUAAGUAGAUGUUCCAGAUUUGUUAUCCUAUCAGCAUCUAGGGAAAUGAAAAGAGCUAAUGAACAGGUGUGUGUUCUGUGACUAAUGUAAUACGAAUCAUGAUUUGGCAUGUUCUCAUUAUCCUCAGUGUCUGGGAUAGCAUUUAGAAGGGGCUUUUACUCGAAAGUUAGACACCCUGGUGGCACCGUGGUUUUCUUAGGGGGAAAAAAGUGAAUAUCUAGAUACAGAUAUAAACAUUAAAUUAGAUGAAAAAAAAUUAGAUGAGCAUGGAAAAACCAUAAAGUUAUACCCCCACCCUAUUUGUCCUUGGUUCAGCCUUCACUAAGAUUUUAGUCAUAACUUGGACUACUUACAGAAUGUAUGAAAGGUUAGAAAAGUAAGCUUAUGAUUUGACCUAAUCCUUCUUAUGAUGAUGACCAGGCAGUCUUCGCUGGUGACCAUUUUUUUUUUUGAGAUAGAUAUGUGUCCAAAUAUGGGGCCACUUAGCAACUGAAGUAAACACAGGUGGACAAUUACGUAUUUGAAGGCAUGCACACAGAAACAGGUGGAGAGAAGGAAUCAAAAUCAGAGAUGUGAAAAUUAAUGGAUUAGUCAAACAAUGAAAUGAUGGCUUUUAUAGGCCUUGUUAACUGUGUCAGUAGGAUAGACCAGGGCUUUGAUCCCAUUCCAUCUGGUUUGAACUCCUGCUGAGAAUUUGCAUUUCUGCCCCAGAUAGACUAAAAAAAACACCCACUGCCAUCGAGAUAUACUAGUGGUUUUCAAAAUUGGUGCCUAACCAGCAGUAUUAGCAUCACCUGGGACUAUGUUAGAAAUGUACGUUGUCAGUAGGGAUUCAAACCUGAACAAACCAGUUCUCAAACAAUACUUUGAGGCAGUAGUUCUCAAACUUCAGCUUGCAUCAAACCAGGUGGAGAGGGCUUGUUAAAACAGAUUAAAGCAAGAACAAUAAAACAGAUUGUUGCCCCCCACCCCAGAGUUUCAGAUUCAGUAGGU
This is a messenger RNA of Loxodonta africana (African savanna elephant), 3609 nucleotides long. It is a transcript of the gene RRAGB, whose product is annotated as Ras related GTP binding B. Gene Ontology annotation, molecular function: GTP binding; GTPase activity. Gene Ontology annotation, biological process: cellular response to starvation; negative regulation of autophagy. The record is from RefSeq and is a predicted model, not a curated record. Lineage: Eukaryota; Metazoa; Chordata; Mammalia; Proboscidea; Elephantidae. Bases 13 to 1137 code for a protein of 374 amino acids. The transcript is spliced from 11 exons. Gene Ontology annotation, cellular component: Gtr1-Gtr2 GTPase complex; nucleus; lysosome.